This is a messenger RNA of Musca vetustissima, 573 nucleotides long. RefSeq names its product IDLSRF-like peptide. Gene Ontology annotation, molecular function: protein binding. The record is from RefSeq and is a predicted model, not a curated record. The annotation marks the transcript as partial. The transcript has 3 exons. NCBI's taxonomy places the organism in Eukaryota, Metazoa, Arthropoda, Insecta, Diptera, Muscidae.
AUGCCUGCCAUCCUUAUGAACCCUUUAAGUGUCCCGGUGAUGGAAAUUGUAUAUCAAUUCAAUAUCUGUGCGAUGGUGCUCCGGAUUGUUCGGAUGGUUAUGAUGAGGAUGCAAGAUUGUGUACUGCAGCCAAACGUCCACCGGUAGAAGAAACCGCAUCAUUCCUGCAAAGUUUACUGGCUUCACAUGGACCCAAUUAUUUGGAAAAGCUCUUUGGCAGUAAGGCUCGUGAUGCCCUCUCCCCCUUGGGUGGUGUAGAAAAGGUGGCCAUUGCCUUAAGUGAAUCGCAAACGAUUGAAGAUUUCGGUGCAGCAUUGCAUUUAAUGAGAUCCGAUUUGGAACAUUUACGCUCUGUAUUUAUGGCCGUGGAAAAUGGCGACUUGGGUAUGCUGAAAUCAUUGGGCAUCAAAGAUUCGGAACUGGGUGAUGUGAAGUUCUUUUUGGAGAAAUUGGUCAAUACAGGUUUCUUAGAUUGAGUAGCACCAGAUCCGGCUUCUGGAUUUUAUUAUGCACAUGCCCAACCCAUUAAUCCAAGUUUUUAUUCAUAUUUAGGCACACCAUAUGAUAGCUACU